AGUUGGAUUCGCUGUUAUUUACAAAGAGUCGCUUUACUCGUUGUGUGUUUGUGUGUCUGUUAGUGGCAUCAGAAUACAAGCAAUCUGCAUUUUUUUUGGUCAGGAUCAAAUUCCAAACCCUCUCAAGUGGAUUGCCACUAAGGCAUCAUAUCCUCUUUCUCCUCCUCAACCCUUUUUUCCCCUCCCUUUUCUGCAUCUUGACCAUCUUGUGCUCUCAUCUUUCUGCCUCUUUCAGGCCAUAAAGUGGCCCAAACUUCAUGUGGCUGUGCAGGGGCACGUGGCACAGCAGAUUGGAGGAUCUCAAUCUGCUCACUUGACUUGAGCAAAAUUAAAAGGAAAAAAAAAAAAAAAACUGUGUACAGCCACAAUUUCUUCCUUGUUGUCAUGUAUCUACACCUUACGCUGAGAACUGAGAUCCUACUCAGGUGUAAUCUCCUGUAAAGGCCUCAUGUCCUAAAGAGAUGCCUGAGUGUUCUAAUCUCAGGAACGGCCUGAUUGUUACCAAACUCCUUAUUAACUAUGCAUAGAGGACACGGUAGCCAAAUGGAGCUCCGUGUGUCCAUCAGUAAAUCUUAUCGUCGGGACGAGGACGUUAGGUGUCAGCGCAGAGAGGAAAAACAGCCAAAACAGAAGAAGAGUUGGAUGAUACGUGACGAACUGAAGGAUGCACUUUUAUCGAAGCCAACAGAUGAGAAGAGAACUGUGAAGCAGAUAAACUUGGGAUUUAUUUGGAUAUUUCAACAUGGACUCUCCAGCCCUCCCUGUGGCCAGGCUGGAUGUGGAUGUAGAUCUCGGGUUUGCCCUCUUCUUCUUCUUCCUCCUCUGCUUUUUCUUGUUGGUCACCAUCAUCCGCUGUGCUCAGAUGGUGCUGGACCCUUACAGCGCAAUCUCUGUAACGACAUACCAGGAGGAGCAAAUGGAGGAUGAUGCUUUGCCGCUUCCAGCCACUCUUUCAAAUGCAGGAAUUCACACCCAGUGA
Oreochromis aureus is the source of this 979-nucleotide messenger RNA. Its product is annotated as cortexin domain-containing 1-like. The coding region runs from base 743 to 979 and encodes 78 amino acids. The record is from RefSeq and is a predicted model, not a curated record. Lineage: Eukaryota; Metazoa; Chordata; Actinopteri; Cichliformes; Cichlidae. The transcript is spliced from 2 exons.